GUGGCGCACGUGCGAGCAUACUGUUGUGGGUGACUCGAUGGUGGUGCCAGUGGCGAUUUUAGUAAUAUAACGCUCACGUGCGGAGUAUAUGUCUUAAUAUUAAUGUCAUUAUUAUUGUUUUCGCUGUUGUUGUUAUCGUCGAUAUUUUUGCGGCUUACAUUUUUGGACGUCGAAAGAUUAUCUAACAUAAUACAAUCUUGACGUUGUCGUUGUUUUUGUUGUUUUUGUUGUUGUGUCAAAAGUGUAGUGAUUUUUUGCAGACAUCAAACAGACCAGUUACUCUUUUAAUAAAUUAUAUAUACCAAUCAAAUAUAUACUUUUCAGUCAAAGAUUCGAUCGGCUUCACAGAACACCAAAAUCGUUUAUUCAUUACCCAAUCAUGUAGAACAAGCCGACAAAAGCAAUUUCAUUUCGAUUUCCGUCGGCGCCACAUUGGCUGACAACGGGUGAUACAAUGACAAGCRCCGGACCAAGAUAUUAUUACCGACGACGCGACGCAAAUAUAUACGUACAAUUAAAACACCAUUUUCCUAGGACGAUUCUGACGAUGAUGAAGGAGACUAGAUAUGCAAUAUGAGUGUUGGCACGCAGCGGUGAUGGUUCUAUCGACGUCGACGACAACAACGGCGAUGAUGAUGAUGAUGAUGAUGACGACGACAAUGACGACGAUGACCAUCUCGUCGUCACCGGGGUGCCCAGAGGGAUGYGCGUGCAAGUGGAAAAACGGCAAGCAAACGGUCGAGUGCGUGGACAAGAAGGUGACGAGCGUAACGCUGGCACUAGGCAUUGACCCGGCCACGCAAGUGCUGGACAUAUCAGAUAACGAUCUUUCAGCAGCCGGGCUUCCCCACGACACGUUCGCCGCGGCCGGUCUGUCCAACUUGCAGCGCAUCCACGCAUCCCGUUGCAACGUGUACUACGUGCACGACCGAGCGUUCCGAGGCUUGACCAACUUGGUGGACCUGGACCUGUCCAGUAACUGUCUGCGACAAGUGCCUACCGGCGCAUUCGCUGAGUGUCCGUCUCUGAUGAAGCUUAGCCUGAGCGGCAACCCAAUCAGUGACGUGCCGGCCAGAGCGUUUAGGCACCUCAGCCAGCUGACCACGCUCGACCUGAGCAGCUGCGGGCUGACCAACGUCGCGGCUGGCGCGUUCGACGAUCUCACCAGCCUCGACUGGCUCAAGUUGGACGACAACCUGUUAACGCACGUCCCCGGACCGCAUACGCUACCCACCAGUUUACACGGCGUCGAUCUGCACCACAACGACUGGCAGUGCGAUUGUCGCAUGAUCGACAUGCAUCGAUGGCUCACCGCUUCACGGAUGUCGGUCGCCGAGGAGCCUGUGUGCUCGGGCCCAGCUGCUUACGCCAACGUGCCGGUGCGCCGAGUGUCGGUGGCCGACCUGGCGUGUGCACCGGCCGCGUACCCUGCCACGCAAAUGGUGCAGGAUGUGGCAGAGGGCGUCAACGUAUCAUUCCGGUGCCUUGUGGCCGCCACCCCAGCGGCCACGGUCGAGUGGCUGUACGGCGGCGUACCCGUGUACCGCCACAACGCGUCCGAGCUCAUCACCGUGGACGGAAAUACGACCGCCGAGCUGUACGUAUACAACGCGAGCGUGGCUGAUGCCGGUUCGUACGCUUGCGUGGCCGAGAACCGGGCUGGCAGGUCUCGCGUCAACUUUACGGUCACCAUCCGACCCGGACGACCGUUCCUGGCCRCGGGUACCGUCGACGAUCGUUCCGCACCGUCCCAAUCGUCGUCGGCCACGUCAGGUGCCGGUGGAGGGACCAGCGGAGGUGAUAGCCGACCACUCUUGUACGUCGGUUGUUUGGCUGCAGGCUCGGUAGCGCUGUCGGCCGUGGCCGCCUUACUGGUGGCCAUCCGAUGCAGGCGGUUUAAACGCUCCAGCGCUGGCGGCCGAACCUGCGACUCGUCGUCCACUGGCAAGCGAAGGCCCACAAUACCCGUGGCCGACGGUUAUCGGGCCGUCAGCACGACAGCUGACAAAGAGAUCUCAAUACCUACGGCUCGUGGCCCAUUGUCGACGCGCGCGACUACCACCUUGGUGACGGUAACGGCGGCGGGACAGACGGGGACUGACGACACCACCGUCGCGACGGCUGAGAGCAAUCCAGACGUGGUGAGCGACGUGAAACGCACCGGAUGGGAGAUCGAUUUCGAACAGAUCGUUUGGGCCGAAUGUCCGCCGGCCACCGGUUACGUUUCCAUACAGAUACCGGUGCAGUGCGGCAUCGAGUGUCUGGGUGCGUAUUACGCGACCACCGCCGAUGCCAUGGCCGGAAACCACUGUGGCGGGGCCACGGUCCGGAGACAGCACAGACGAGCUGCCGUGUUGACCGCGUACGACGACACCAUGCAGGUGGUGCGCACCACCGCGCAGGGGGGUUAUCCAACGACGACCACGGGGCCCGGAACGAUUGGCAUCCCUGAUGAGGCCGCUGCGUUUCGAACCGCUGUAACGCCACCCACUAUUGUCGUGGACGACCCCGACGACGGCGGCGGUGGCAGUGUUGGUGGCGUCACACCCAUUAUCAGCCCACCGUUACCGUUCCGGUCCGGUGACGAAGACGGCGGCGACAAAGACGACUCCAUUGCGCUGUAAUAAAAGCGAA
This is a messenger RNA of Diuraphis noxia (Russian wheat aphid), 2634 nucleotides long. RefSeq lists its product as uncharacterized. Gene Ontology annotation, molecular function: protein binding. NCBI's taxonomy places the organism in Eukaryota, Metazoa, Arthropoda, Insecta, Hemiptera, Aphididae. The record is from RefSeq and is a predicted model, not a curated record.